AUGUAUGAAGUCUACUAUUUGUCCUACUUUAGAAAUAAAUUCUCUAAUUAAAUUGGAGGAGAAAUAGAGCGCAGGAGAUAAUUAGAGGUCACAAAUUUGAGAUCCAAUCUCAAUGAUUCUCUCGCAGAAGUAAGAAGCAGAAUGAGUUGGGGUAGAAGAUUCAGACCGAAUUAAAUAAGAGGGAAUCAAAAUGAGCAGCUCAACUUGCAGUUAAAUCCUGAGAGUUCAGAAGUCAGAUAGUCAGAUGCAAGUGCUAAUAGAAACCCUUUCACAAGAAGGAUAACUGAAAAUAUAAACGAGCAAAUGCGAACUCUUGAUAUAACUCAGAGAAUCCAAGAGUCCAUCAAUAGUAUACUUGAUUCAGAAGAUUAUAAUUAACUAGAUCUUACAUCGAAUGUUGCAGAUUUCCGGUCUCGAACAGAUGACAUUGAUGAUAGAUCAUUUCUAAGACUUAUGAGACUGGACCGAAAUGCUCAAUUGAAAUAUGAUGAAGUGAUAAUCGAUGAAUGGUAACCUGAAAUAGUCCUUCUGGAAUUCGACAUCAACAUUAAACUAGUGUUCUUGAGUGAUUUGAUAAAAUAAUAUGGACCCUUGGGUCUAAUAAUAGUAUCCAGGUUAAGAUAGAUGAAUGUGCUAGAUGGAUCGCUUUCAUAUUAGACUGAGACAUUUCCAUUCAUUAAGAAUCUGACUUACUAUAUUUAUGUUGAGAUUAGCAAACAGCUAGAUUCUUAGAUUUUAGCAGAUGGGCAUUUAUCAGCCAAGUCUGCAUUCCUAUAUAAAUUAGUCAUUGAUGUCAAAGCAAUUGAUUUCAUAAAGCAAAAGCCACCUAAGCUCAAAUGGUUUCCUUACAGAUAUAUUUGA
This is a messenger RNA of Stylonychia lemnae, 861 nucleotides long. The record is from the annotation of a GenBank genome assembly. Lineage: Eukaryota; Ciliophora; Spirotrichea; Sporadotrichida; Oxytrichidae.